AUGAAGAAUGAUGAUUUCCGUCGUCUUCCUCCACCACCAUUAUUUACAAUACGUCCACCACCUAAACCACCUGGAUCUUUAUUUGAAAAUUUUCAAACAGUUGAAAUUUUAAAUGGUCAAUGUAUACCACCAUCAUUAAAUAUUCUUAAUAUUUCAUCUACUUCUUCAACAAUUCUUCAUAAACAUGAAGAAACAUUCAAUUGGUUAAAUAUUGUUCUUCUGAUUUUGGCUGUAAUUAGUGUUAUUUUUUGUAUUAUUAUUGUUAUAUGUAUUUUUAUUUGUCUUAAAAAAUUAAAAAAAGAAGAAAAGCAAUAUAAAGAUUGUAUUAUGUCUAGUUCAUUAACAUCAAGAAAUCAUCAUCAACAUCAUCAUAUUGAUGGGUGUACUAGAACAAGUGAACAUUACAAGUAUACACCUAAUACGUUUCAUUGUUGUGAUGACUAUUAUUCUCAUCAAUUAAUACCAAGAAAGGACAAUUCUUCUCAUUGUAUGUUAAAAUCGAAUGAAGUUCUUCAAUGUUCAACAUUAGGAAACGUUACUGAUGGUCAAGAUACUCCACAAAAUCAUCAAUAUGAAUGUAUACCUGAAUAUAUAUUAACAAUGACUCGUCGUCAUCAUCAUCCUUCAAUAGUUUGUCAUCAUUCACAUCAAUUAUAUCAUCAAGCAAAUAGUGCCUGUAGUGUACCCUAUGCUACUUUUUCUCGAUCAUAUCUUAUGCCUCAAGGAGUAACAACAACGAAUACAAGUGAUAGUAGUCAAUGUACAUGUUCACCUCCAUCCUCAACAAAAGUUGCACAAGAAGAGUCAUCAACACCUUUGCUUACUUCAACAAUAUUGAAAGAAUCUCAUAAUAGAGAGAAUUCAUCACCAAAACCAAUGAUGAUUGGAUGGACAAGAAGAAAUUCAUCUUCAUCAACAAAACGAAAAACAACGGAAAAACAAUACAGUUUUCUAACUCAAUUACGUAAAUCAUCGUUACUAUAA
Molecule: messenger RNA, 984 nt
Organism: Rotaria sp. Silwood1
Lineage: Eukaryota; Metazoa; Rotifera; Eurotatoria; Philodinida; Philodinidae
Source: the annotation of a GenBank genome assembly